AUGGGUACCGGCAAUGAGGAGGUGCGCAAGGCGCAAUCCGCCUUGCGGCAGAUCCUCAUGGCAGCUUCUGGCAUGUUGCCUUGCAACAUCCUGCAACCAUUAGCUCACGAGUCAGGGCCUCUCGACGUGGAAGGCGGAUUGCAUCUGGGCCCCCCUCCCGGUCUGGAGAAGGUAAGCAGCCUGCUGGAGUCGAAGGUCGAAGAGGUCGAAGGGCUUCUUCAGGGCAAUGAGGACGGGAUGGAAUCUGCCAGUACCCGAAGCAGCACGGAGAUCUCCAUGCCCGCAUCUCCGUCCUCGCAGUCUCCGUGCGUGCUUGAGUUACAGGCUAUGCUGGAGGACCCGGUUCCUUUUCCUUCGAUUGGGUCUGCCAAGCACUACAUAGGUCUAUGCAAGCCUUGUGACUUCAGCUGCCGUUCUUCCUGCCGCUUCGGAUAUGAGUGUGCCUUUUGUCAUAUCUGUGGCCCAACGCAAAGCCGCCAGUGGAAGAAGCAGAAGAAGAGCUUCUGGAAGAAGGCCAUCCGAGUGGCUUGCGAAACUGCUCCGACACGUUUCGUCGAGGUCCGUGCGGCCGAAGCCUCCCGCCUGGAAACCACGAGGCGGCUUGGGACUUGCCUUGGGACUUGGGAGAAAGCGCUGACUUCCCUUUUUUUGGGCCCGGCCAAGGGUUGUAGACAGGUCGAGCAAAGCGUCUUCAAAGCAGACGGCUGGAGUCAGCUGCCCAACAAUGCAGUGCCUUUGAAAGAGGGCACACAGGUGUCUUCGCGAUCUGCUUGGCAGGCUGCGGUCAUAAGGACAAGUGACCAGAUUCGACUGGCAAAGAGCCCUCCCGCCGUCGCCUCUCCCGCACUAGUGGUCGGCGACUGCCAAGCUACCAAGCAGAGCCACCUACACCUGAUCUGGGCCAUCGGCCUUCUUUUACUGCAAGGGGAUGGGCCUAGAGAGUUCCGCCCGAGUGCGGCAGCAAAGCGCGGCACGGUGACGGCCAUCUCUCUUUCUGCCCUAGCAAUCCAUGUGACCGACGUCCUCCCGGAGCGCGUGCGCAUGCUGGCCGUGGAUGUGAAGCUGCCCCUUCAGAGCGUGCUGGCCGCCGUCCUCAGCGAGCAGCACCCGGCGCCCUCACUCCGACCGAAGAGGUCUCGAGGCGGAGUGUUGCAAGAGGGUGGAAACGUCGGUGGUCCUGGUGACAUGCUCCGGCGCGAGGGCCGGGAGAGCCUCUUGGAGGAGGCAGAGGAGGGAGCGCCGUUGUGCACCGGUGUGGUGUCUGCGGCAUUCCCUACCGAUGUGUUGGCAGAGGUCUGCGAGAUUGAUGCUGCCGGGCCAGAGGACACGUCCGCGCCGGAGGAAGGCGAUGAAGCUACGCCGGCUGUAAGAAGAUGGACCUCGCCGGAUGAUGGGUGGGGGACGCAUCUGAUCCCAUCGGACUUGGAGAAGAUGCCCAUGGGAAUGCCUGUAACAGUAGGGGAGCUUGCGGACUUCCUCUCCCUGGCCUGCUCACCGAAGGCUCAGGAAUCCGAGGAGGAGAUGUUGGACUGGUCGCUGGAGCAGUGGCGAGCGUAUCGCCUGAAGCUGCGCAUGGCAGAGGCCCAGGCCCAGGCGGCCCAGACUCAGACGGAGGAGAAGAUGUCAAGCUCGCGCCUGGACUUGGUCGAAGGGCCAAUUGGUCCCGUAUUGGUUCAUCGUGUGCCCUGUGCUCCGCCAAGACCCAUACUUUGCGCCGAUGAUGCGGAUGCGACCCUCCUGAAGGCAGUGCAGCUGCUGUUGGCGUAUCCGCAGUGCGACGCGCUGCCUGUAGUGAGCCCGGUGCGGUUGACUGUGAUGGCUCACCUGACACUCUCCUGCUGCUUGGCCUUCCUCCUUGGCCGGCUGCGUGGCGAGGAGCUGAUGCCGCUGGCGAGCCUCAAAGUGGGAGAUGGCAGCGGCAGCGCACCCCCCCAGCGGAAGUUCGAGUCCUCCGCAUACCAGCCUUCUGAAGAGUCCAAAGAUGAGGACCAGGAGGGCAACGCCCCUCUGCCUUUUUUGGUUCUCAGCCAGACGCAGCCUUUGAGCGAGCUCCUGUGCUUCUUUGCCAAAACGCAUCACAGCUCCGUUCCCAUUGUAGAGGACGAGAAAGGUGCUUUGGUGUGCAACUUGAGCAGAAGGGACCUCUUGUCAUACCUGGACCUCGCCAUGCAGUCUGCAAGGCAGAGCAAUGCACGAGACUGGGCACCGGAUGCUUCCGAGGAUCUUGUUGAAUUUAACACAUCGGCGCCAAUUGAGGUGCUGGUCAAAGCUCUGAGAAGAUACAGAGUCGCUCAAGCUCAGAUGCAGGCACCGUCGGCAGCGCCUUCCACGCUACAGGAGCAAUCCCUGCUAGACACCCUCAUGGCCGAAGCACCACAGGACCCUGCGAAGAAGGGCCAGGCCCCGCCUGAAGCGACUCGGUUCAGUCCUUUUUUGGUUUUGCCUUCCGCGGCGUCCAUGGCUGCCGGGGCGGCGGCAGCUGCAGAGAGAGGCCUUCUGCGUCUGCUGCAGCGCUUGGACGAGAAAGCCAAGGAGGAGUCGCAGAAGGAGGAGAAGGAGGCCCUCGACGACAGGGAGGAGAGGGAAAAGGACGACACGAAAGAGAAGACGGAAGCGGAGAGGGCCGAGAGGCAGAAGGAGUCUGAGCUUGAGCUCAGGAGGUACCUUACUACAGAGCUCUCAGAGCUCAGUGGGGUCUGGUCCAAGUCCGAGAGCUCCCAGAGCUCUCAGCUGGUGCGCAGCCUUGGAGAACACUUGCAGAGGCUGUCCUGGGCACUUUGUGCUAAGGCAGUUCGAGCCUUUGUGCCUUUGCAAGAUGACGUCCAGAAGCAGACGGCAGCUCUCACCGACGCCUUCAAUGCUUGGCUGGCAGAGAAUCUGGUAAAUUCAGAGCUCGAACUGUCGGAGGAAGCCUGCCGAAGCAUGGAGGAGCAUCUGCAAGCCCUCGACGCCAUUUCUUACCUUCGGUGUUGCUACAGAUGGGUGAUUUCCACCGAGGCCAAAGUCCGGUUCCUCGUGGCGCUUGCCCUGGUGCUGCGCCGCACUUUGGGCUCCAGAGAGACAAGAGGAGGCUGCUUGAGAGAGAUCUCGGAGCGACUGCUCCUUCGCUUCUUCGAGGGAGGCGACCUGGAAGCUUCCAGGCAGCAGUGCUUCGCCUGGCUGGAGGGGAGGCUUGGGCGCUACGACCGGGAGUGGCGCCGGACGGCAGAGAAGGCGAAGGCGCUAGGCUUCCAAGGCGAGCUCCGACGGCACGUAGGCCGCGCCCUUGAGAAGGAGAAGGCUGAGCAGCACUCCGAGUUUCUGGAGCUGCAGUGCUGGCCAAUGGCCGGCUGUGCCGUGGCCAAAGCUCUCGUCUGCUUCGCAGCCGAAUACUCCUUGCAAUCCUGUCCUGAGCAUAGUCUCCAACCGGCAGCGCUGCUCCACGUGCUCAACGAGCUACUCGACCCAUUUGACGUCGAGGAGUCUCGCGGGCUCCAAGGAGGCGUUCGUCUAAAUGCAACCUGGGAGGCCAUGAAAGCUGAGAGCGAUGCCCCUCCUCCGCAGCCUCCACAGCCCUCAAAGGAGGAGCCUCCGCAGCCUACACCUCCCCUUGCCAAGGCCAGGUCUAGUGCAGCUAGCAACUCAAGCACGAAGCCGUCAACUGAAGCCGCGCCAGCCAAAGCGCCGCAGCCUCCCUCUCCCAAAAACACCACUGGCGCGGCCGCGAGCCCUGGUGCAAUGCCAGAUACGAAAGCACCAGAGCAGGCGCAGGAGACGCAGGACACACAGAAGCUGAGCCGCAGCCGGAGCAAGCGGAGCAGCAGCGCGAGCCUGCAACCCAAGCUCCUGAAGGCUAGGAAAACAGGACCGAAAGAGCCGAAGGAGCCAAAAAAGGCAUCAAAGGACAAAGGCGACGCCGGCGAGGCACAGGAUGCUCCAGCUCCUGGUGGGUCUUCGAAGGAGAAAAGAAGCAACUCCUCGAGCUCCGAGCCAAAAGCGAAGAAAGCUCCGCCUCCUCACCCGAAUCACCCGAGCCAUGUGAAUGCCGGCCAGUAUUUUUAUCCCAUGCACUGGGGACCUCACAUGGCAAUGCCUGGAAUGAUGCCAGGACACAGGCCUGGCCUUCCCUUGACCAUGCUGCCGCAGCCUUACCUAAUGCCCGGCAUGCCCAUGCCGAUGGGGGUGGAUAAGAAGAAAAAGGAUAAGCACGACAAGCAUGACAGGCGGAAGGAGAAGCACCGCAAGGAGAAGGAGCGAGAAAAGGAGCGGGAAGAAAGCGAAUCGGAGUCCGCACACGAGAAGAAGCGUCGGAAAAAGAAAGAAAAGGCAAGUGACUUCCUGGGAGCCAGCAUCGCAUACGAGAAGGAGCUCUCGUUAAGGGAGAUCAUCCUCCGUUUAUUGGAGGCUGAGAACCGGAAGGUCCUCCUGCUCCAGGACCCAGGGGAGAAGAUGCUGAGGCGGAUCAUCUCUGCCGAGGAUGUCUGGAGGCUUCUGAUUGGUCCGGAGAAGGCGGCGUCUUCACUACAGGAGGUGACGCUGUAG
Molecule: messenger RNA, 4521 nt
Organism: Symbiodinium sp. CCMP2592
Lineage: Eukaryota; Dinophyceae; Suessiales; Symbiodiniaceae
Source: the annotation of a GenBank genome assembly